Messenger RNA from Rhodofomes roseus, 1781 nucleotides. RefSeq lists its product as uncharacterized. The record is from RefSeq and is a predicted model, not a curated record. The transcript is spliced from 6 exons. Lineage: Eukaryota; Fungi; Basidiomycota; Agaricomycetes; Polyporales; Fomitopsidaceae. Bases 419 to 1633 code for a protein of 404 amino acids.
UGUCCUGCACUCCCAGCCUCCGCGCCCUCCUCGUCCUCGACCUCAUACGCCCCCCGCCACAGCUCGGCUUCGCAGGCCUCGACGCCCUCUCAGCCGCGGUGCUCGCGCCGCAUGUGCAGACGGGAACAACUGCGAAGGGCAAAGAUAGAUACUGCUCGCCCUCGAUGCAGCUCGCAGUACAGCCGCAGAUCCCACCCAGGCAUGGUAACCUCGACGACGACCGCAAGCGCGCUGUUCAUGCGCCACGGCACGCCUCACGGAAGCCUGCUGACGGGCAUUCGUUCCCCCCACGCACAAAGGACGCGGUGCGCAGCUUGGGUUUGGGUACGCUAUGCGAGGUAUAUGAGGCGGACGAGGACCAGGGCGCUGCAGUACGUCUCUAUACUUCAUACCACACACACUACUCUGAACACGAACCAUGGCCAGGAUGGCCUCUCCGACAUGGACCACACUCUGGUAUGCAUGCACCUCCGAAAGUCGUACGUCUACUCACAAGUGGGGUCAGAUUACGAAAGAGUAUUUUGCAAAGGUUGAAGACGACUGGUCAAGAUGGCGGACUAUCAGGGAGAAGAAUAACCAUCUCCGCGAGCUGCAGCUCGAUCGCCGCAACAUUGUCCUCGACUCCGCCCAUCCAAACGUCGCGCCACACAUUGUCAUCACACCUCCCGACUCCGUAGAUGCAUGGAACAACUACUGGGCGACCUGCGUGAACAGGACAGGACCACAAGAACCCGCACAGCUGCAGCUGCCCCACAGAAGCGAUGGUCUCGACCCGCUUGCGUGCUUUGCGGCGCCCGCUGAUGCAGAGGCGCGUGUUCACCGUGCGGCGGCGAGCGACAAUGCGCAGAAUGGGUCGGAUGCGGGGCUCUUCACGGAACCUCGGAGAGUCUUCAGCAGUUCUCGACUGCAUUCAAGGGAACGUGAACUGCUAUUUCUUGAUAACAUAUCUGCUGCUGUGCAGCGUAGGCAGUUCAGACUGGCAGCGCAGGACGCUGCUUCCAUAGCACCUUCCUUCCGAGCGCGAUGGCAGGCGCCCGAGUUCGCGCACAGGUUCGAAAGGCCAUUCAAAUGGACAGACGAGGCGGAGCCUCUCCUGUCGUACUUCGCCCACUGCGUCGACACGACCGUCAUCGACUCCCCGACACCCUGUAUCGCGCCACACAUCGUCAUCCAGGAGCCUCCGACUGACGAGCCGGCACCGUUUAUGGCGUCCCACCACAAUCUCACACCGGCGCAACAAGACUGCUAUUUCCUCACCGUGCCCGCAUCCUUCGUGCAUUUCGUCAACGAGAAUGAUUCUCAGGUAUGGGGUACGGAGACCGACUUAGGCAUGGAUAUGGAGGCGGAGGCGGAAUCCAUAACAACGUCGUGCUCGGGGUCAUGGAGUGAGGGCCUAGCGACGCCACACGGGUCGCACUACGAGCUGGGCGAGGCGAUCAUCGAGGAGUUCGAGGAAUACGUCGGGGAGGACGAGGAGGGCCUCCGACCAGCGACGCCACCGUACCACGCGGUGGCGGAAGAGCCCCUGGAGAACUUGAAGGCGACCGUAGACGUCUUUGAGUGCGAGGAAGAGGACGAGUUGCCGCCCUUUGAUGACUGGUAUCAGAACAUUGCGAGUAGGGCGGCCACGUAGGCUGGUUGGGGUGGCGAUACCCACGUAUUGCGGUAUGCUAAGGUCGUAUAAUGUGUACUAUAGCGGUGUAGCAUAGUUGUGCGUUAUGCUGGAUAUCCUCCCCUGUGUGGUUGCGCAGUUGCCAACCGCAGGGCGUUGUUAAUUCUCA